AUGGAGGCGCCCGCAUUCCACUUCACCCCGGAAGGAGAUGGUCCAACUACUGUUACUGGAAACCUUCCUGAUCGUGGACUUUUUGGCUUUCUUGGCCGUGCCCCUGUUGACACCUCCAAUGGUUUUAUGUCAACUGGACCUCAUUUCAAUCCUGUUGGGAAAGAGCAUGAUGCACCUGGAGAUGAGAACUGUUAUGCUGAUUAUCUUGGCACCGAUACUAUCAACAUUGUUGGCGAGCUGAUAACUCUUACAGGACCACAUUCCGUAAUUGGAAGAGAAGUAGUUGUCCAUGCAGAUCCUGAUGAUCUUGAAAGGGGUGGUCAUGAAUUGAGCGAGAGCACUGGAAAUGCUGGUGGAAGAGUUGCUUGGGGUACUACAAUUGACCAGGGGAUUGCAUGUGGUCUGAUGUUGUUGGCACUGGUGCUGACAUACUUCAUCCACACCUCUGAUGCUCCAUCGAACAUUUGA
This is a messenger RNA of Fraxinus pennsylvanica, 468 nucleotides long. The record is from the annotation of a GenBank genome assembly. NCBI's taxonomy places the organism in Eukaryota, Viridiplantae, Streptophyta, Magnoliopsida, Lamiales, Oleaceae.